Plutella xylostella (diamondback moth) is the source of this 1702-nucleotide messenger RNA. Its product is annotated as DNA replication ATP-dependent helicase/nuclease DNA2-like. NCBI's taxonomy places the organism in Eukaryota, Metazoa, Arthropoda, Insecta, Lepidoptera, Plutellidae. The record is from RefSeq and is a predicted model, not a curated record.
GUCAAAACAAACAGAAAAAGCGGGAGACGGUUUUAGAUCUCAAGUUCUCAAGAUCUAUGUAAAUAUUGCUUAAAAUAAAUAAAUAAUGCCGAAGGCACUUAGCUUGAAAAAAGUUAGUGGACCAGCAAAGAAUCAAAAGUCGAUUACAGCUUUCUUUACCAAUAGUAAUGGGAAUCAAAAGACUGGUACUAGUAAGUCAGUGGCUGAACCUACUAAGCCACAGCAAGGGACCCCGCUUAAACGUAAGGCAUCCUCUCCACUCAAUAAUGAUGCAAAACAUUACAUGCCACCUCAGAACGACACUAAAAUCAUCGAAAAUGGAAUCACAACUGGAAUUAAAGAAGAAAAGGUGUCGCCAAUGAAGAAAGAGACUGAUUUAAAACACAAAGGGAACAUAAUAAAAGAGAAUCAUGUUAAUUUAUUGUGCCUUGAACAAGACAAAUGUGAUAGUAACAAUUUUAAAAUUAUUGUAAGUAAUAGUAGACAGUCUCCUAGGAAAGCAAAAAAUUCAAAUGAUAGAGCAAACAAGAAAAUAUCUUCAAAACCCUUACUGAAUGAUCAUGCAGAAGCUAUUGCCAAAAAUAAAUCAAGAAUACCAUUAUCUGCAAUAAAAAGUGAACAAAUCGAAAACAAAAAUCAUGUAGACAGGAUAGAAAAUUCCACAAAAGAUAAAAAUACUGAUGGAGUAACUGAAUCAUGUAGUAAAAUGGAGAUCAAAAUAUCUCCAAAGAAAAAAGAUAUAAAAAGCCCUGGAAGGAUACAAAAAACAACAACUCCAAAGAAAAGUCCUGUAGCUGCACCAUCAGAGCUCCGCCGGUCACCAAGGAUAGCCAAGCUGCAAACACCAGACAAGGCACCAAAUAAAUCACCAAUUAAGAAUGCCUCUUCUGUGAAAGUUGCUCUGGACUUCGAUAAUGUUGAUGACAUGUUUGGUGAUGACUGGGGCAACACAGACCUUGUUGAGGAAUGUUCAGAAGACCUGGACUUGAGCACAAUGCAGAGAUGUGAGGUAGUGAGCGUGGAGCACCAGGGAGGCUGCAAGGUGCUUAGACUGAAAGGAACUGAUGAUAAGCAGGCCACAUGCAGCAUUGAAGGGAUUUGGAGCGAAACCCCAGUAACCCCUGGCGAGAUAAUAAGCAUCAUAGCUUCCCGCGACCCCACCGGUCGCUUCGCCGUCACCACCACGUCGGGCCUGCUGGUGCUGAGGUCCGACCACCUGAUGUCCACCACCAGCGUGGUUGCUGGUGUGUUCUGUAGGAGGAAGGCUGUGCUGCAGGAGCGGUUUAAGGGCGUUGAUAGUGCUAAUAGUGCGAUGACAAUGGGCAUUCUAAUCCACGAGCUAGUCCAAAUAGCUCUGACCAGCCGUCUGUCCAGUUUACAAGACCUCCGCGCCACCGCUGACACCUUGAUAGCGCAGUCCACACAGAUGCUGUACGACGCUGGUCUCACUGUGGAGGAGACUAGGAUGAAUAUGGAGAUUUACUUGGCGCCGCUGUCUGAGUUUAUGAGGAACUAUGUGGUGGAUAAACCGGGGAAUGUGAAUGGUCAGAAGAAGAAGUGGAAUGGUCACAUAGACGAAAUUUUGGAUAUAGAGGAGAAUGUUUGCUGCCCGCAACUCGGCUUGAAAGGCAAAAUCGACGCCACGCUUCAAGUUACUAUACAUGAGAGAAAAGGUAUGUUACAUGAAUAUUUUAUGAUUUAA